Molecule: messenger RNA, 955 nt
Organism: Ictalurus punctatus (channel catfish)
Lineage: Eukaryota; Metazoa; Chordata; Actinopteri; Siluriformes; Ictaluridae
Product: novel immune-type receptor 13
Biological process (GO): response to bacterium
Source: RefSeq, marked provisional
UCUUAAAUGAGAUACAAACACUGUAAAAUUUCUAAGAAAUUAAAAAUGACUGGUUCCUGGAAUUUAGUACUGAUCAUCAGCACCAUGUAUACAGGCCAGUCUGGUAGACUCUGGGUUACUGCACAAUCCCCAAAGCCAGGUGUUUAUCAGUCUGAUAAAAAGCUCAGUGUGGAUAUCGGCAACUCGGCCACUCUGCAAUGCUGUCUUUUCGAAAAAGUAGACGAAGAAAUAAUCUGGUUUAAGCAACAAAACAGAAAACAGCCUCAGAUUAUAGUCAGAUUCUUUAAAACUGCUGGAGAAACAUUUUACAGUGAAUUCCAAAAUCCUCGUUUCCGAAUAAAAAAACAUGGAAACUGCUUCAAUAUGACCAUUUCAAACACCACGAUGUCUGAUGAAGCCACGUACUACUGUGCACUCGUGUUUGCAGACGGGACUUAUUUAAAAAUUAAAGGUGAUCAUGUUACUACUGCAUCAGAAACAUCUAAACCAGCUCUGUGUGAUAAUUCAGUGGUGUGUGAACCAACACUGCAUGGAAACAACAGUAACAUGAACACACACAAGAAAACAGUGCUCGGUUUGGGAAUGGCUUUGGGUUUGUGCGCACUUCUGAUUUUCUGUCUCAUUUAUUUCAUACUGAGGAGAAGAAAACUGAACGCUUCAAUAGAGGAUUCUCCAGGAAUGAGGGAAUCCGAUGCUGAAACACUGAACUACGCAGCUUUGCAAUUCGCCAACAGGAAAGCCAAAGCUGAUAAAAGAAAAACUGGUUUAUCGGAGGAUUGUGUGUACUCUGAUGUGAAAUACAACUGUAUGUUUGUAUCUAACAUUAAUAAUCAAUGAUUUUUUUUACUUCUACACACGUUUAAAGCACUUCAUGUUUUUUUUUAAGUGUGCAAUAUUUAACCUCAAUUAACAAUGAACAUCAUUGUGAUUAAAAAAAAAGAAGACUUUUUCACUU